AGAUGGCAGUGUGUGCUGCGCCACGGUCAGAGAUGGGCGUAGCGAGCGGCGGGAGUGCGUCAUGCUCGGCGUGACGUUGGAGCCGCGGCACGAUGGCAGCCACCACUGCUGCCGCCCUUGCGUGCCUGCUGUUUUUGAUGAUCGGCAGCGCGCGUCUGCAGGACGCCGAAACACCGCUAUGCCAGCGACCGGGCUGCAACUGCGUCCAAAACACCGCGAGCUGCGAGUUCGCUCCUGAUCAGGUGGUGCAGCUGGGCGCGGGCGCGCUGCCGGCGGGCUCCUCGGUGUCGGUGGUGUCGGUGUCGGGGCCGCGCGAGCUGCACGUGCUGGCGGGCGCGCUGUCCGGCGUGCGGCUGCUGCAGCGCCUGCGCCUGCGCAGCAUCGGCAAGGUCGUGCUGCGCAAGGCCGCCCUGCACGCGUACGCCGAGCCGCACGCCAUCCUCGAGGUGAGCGACUGCGGGGUGCUGGUGGUGGAGUCGAAGGCAUGCCAGGGCCUGCGCGGCGCGCUCAUCGCGCUGGUGGCGCGCUGCGGCCACGUGCUGCUGCAGGCCGGCGUGUUCGCGCGCCUGCUCGCCCUCGCCGUCGCGCACGUCCCGCACCUGCAGAUGCAGCCCAACGCGCUCGCGCUCGACAUCAGCGCCGGCCAGGCCACCGUGGUGAACCUGACGCACGUGCUGAUGCCGGAGCUGGCGAAGCACACGUUCCCGUCGCCGGCUGUGGAGGUGCGGCUGCAGGACUGCGAGGUGGUGUCGGUGCGCGAGGAGGCGUUCAGCGCGCUGUCGCUGGGCAAGCUCUCGGUGGUGAACUCGUCGCUGCACGACGUGGCCGCCUCCGCCUUCUCGGACCGCACGCUCAUCGACCAGCUGCUGUUCAGCGGCUCCCGCAUCCACCGGCUGCGCCGCGGCGCCCUGCUCGCCGGCGUCACCAACCUCACCAUCGAGCGCUCCAGGAUAGAUGAAGUGGAGAGCGGCGCGGUGAACAACACGGUGGCUGUGGUGACGCUGCAGCACAACCACGUAGCUCUGGUGCGACAGCAGGGCUUCGUGCUGCGCAAGUGGAACCGCCUCAGGGUCGUCAACAACACCUUCGAGCAGCUCGAAGAAGACUCCAUCUGGGCUCCCUACCAGACCGUCGCCGGUGCGCCAGUGUCGGAGCUGCGUUUCUCGGAGAACCGGCUGGGCGCGGUGUCGGCGGGCGGCCUGCGGUGGCUGGGGGCGGCGGCGGCCGGCGUGGGCUCCAAGACGGCGGCGGGCAACGUGCUGGAGGGCACGCCGUGCCGCUGCGACCUGCUGGGCGAGGAGGCGGCGGCGUGGGCGGCGGACGCGCUGCUGUGCCGGCCGGCGGCGCCGCUGCUGGCGCGCUGCCUGCGCCCCAGUGCGCUGCCGGGGGCGGCGCCGCAGCCCGCGCUCUCGCUCGCCAACUUCACGGCCGCCGUCUGCGGGGGCGGCGACGUGCUCGUCUGCCAGGACGCGCCCGCCGUGCUAGCCAACGCCGACGGCGAGGAGUCGGGUCGGCGCAGCACGCUGGUGCUGGCGCUGGUGCUGGGGGCGGCGGCGCGGCGGCGGCUGCCCGCCUGCCUGGCCGCGCUACUGUCGCGCCGCCUCGACUCCGGCGCGGGGGCGGCGGGGGCGGGCGCGCGGCAGGCGGGCGACGGCUCGCCGGGCCACGAGUACGCCGAGCUGCAGCCGCAGGCGGGCGCCGGCACGGGCCCGGGGCCGCCGCCGGGGGCGGGGGCGGACGACGACGCGCUGCUGCCGGCCGAGGACAAGUGGACGCAGACGCUGCCCGAGGAGCUGACGCAGGAGCUGCUGCAGACGCUGCGCGACAAGCUCGACGACCCCGACAACUACAGCGAGGCGCGCGACAUGAUCGAGCACCUCUACGACCUCAUCAAGGUUGAGGAGAGCGGAGCCGAGGAGCGCGAGACGGGCGAGGUGAUCCGGCGGUCGGCGCGCGGCGCGACGCGCAGCACGGGCACGCGGGCGCCGUCGCCGCCGGUGGGCGCGGCGGUGCGCGUGUGCGGCGAGUACCUGGAGCCGCGCGACCGCUCCCCGGACCAGCACCUGUACGCCGAGCUGCCGCCCGCCGCGGGCGCGCCCGCCGCCGCCGUGCUCUGCGAGUACGCCGAGCCGCGCGACAGCCACCGCCACGCCGCCCACCACGUCUACUGCGAGCUGCCCGCCAACAUGGCCGACCGACCGCUGCCUUCCACGCCCUCCACCCGCUGACACCGUCCGGCGCUGUACCACUCCGCCCCGCCGAGACGAUUCGUCGUCCGGUCGUCCUCGACCACCGCGACUGCCCGGCCACUACAAUAGCGUCCGCAAUCGUCGCUCCAGUAGAGCGCGACCACAUCCUUCACCGCGGGCAAUUUCACACACCGGCGGAGCCAGAACCGCGCCCUCGGCGGUGACGUCACCGUCCUACUCGGCGCAUCGUCGACGCCCGGAACGGCGCUGCGAUUGCGGAAGUGCCCGAGAGUGGAGCGACCACUUGUUCCUGCUGUCUUUCUGGUACCUCUCUCCGACACUCGUCUUCCACAGCAGGGCACCGGGACUGCGUGUACCGUUUACUGUGAUCGUUCGUCGUCGCCGAGUGAAGUGACCCUGGGAGUGUCGCGUAGUGUUCCUAUGUGUACGAAGACUUCUUUUUGUGGCAGCCUGUUGCGCCGCACGUCCUUUGCAUUAAGACUGUGAGGCGGCGUACGAAGCGCCGCCGUCCUUUAGCUGACUGUGAUAUGUUUUUAAGUGUCACCACUACCCGUGUUCGCGGACAUCUGUUAUCGCUCGUGUACCGCCUAAUGCAGCGCCUGUGUUUUCAGAGCUGUACUGCUUUUGUCGAGGAGUACGUACGAUCGUUUCUUUCUAUUGUGAUUCUAAAAGCGAAAGAAGAUAAUCGUGCGGCUACAACUGACGGAGAACGAAAUCGUCCGAAGUGGUACAGAAGUUGCUCUAUGUGAAGUUAUUCUCGUCAACAUUUCCUUCGUUUUGUUUAAAAUGUUUAAAAUAAAUAUCGGUGUAAAUUAUUUUCUCAGUAUAGCACAGAAAGUGUUUACUUCGAAAAUUUGUUCUCCGUCGCAACCUAGCCAUUUUCUAUUGGGGAAUGUGUGUUGUAUGUCGGAGGCUGUAAGAGUUUUCUUAUUCAGAGUUAUCAAUGUCUUUCACGAAUAACGAGGUUAUUUCCGCAGUGUCAUGUGUGUAUCAAAGUAAAUUACCGAGAGUCCUGUCCUCUGAUGCGUAGGUGUGGUUCUGACUGAUGUGCAGCAAACAGCGAACAAUGCAUUGCAUAAUGUCUUGCAUUUCCGUUUGUAUAUAAAUGAAUUCAUAUAUAUAUAUAUAAAUAUAACAUGCCAUUCUUGCAGCAAUAAAACAUUUUUAUGUG
Messenger RNA from Schistocerca nitens (vagrant locust), 3381 nucleotides. RefSeq lists its product as uncharacterized. Lineage: Eukaryota; Metazoa; Arthropoda; Insecta; Orthoptera; Acrididae. The record is from RefSeq and is a predicted model, not a curated record. The transcript is spliced from 9 exons. Bases 93 to 2228 code for a protein of 711 amino acids.